AUGCUUAAAACAUUUGACAAACUACUGAUAAACACCAACUUAAGUCGUAAUAAAUCAAUACAAUCAAAUAAAUCAACUAAUUCAAUAAAUUCCCUUAAAUCAUUCAAAUCUUCAUCAUCAAUAUCAUCAACUUCAUCCAAUGUUUCAAAUAAAUCAGUUGAUUAUAAAAUACAAUCCGCUAGUAGUUAUUUAAGUCCAAUAGAGCAAAGUCCGUUUGUUCCUAAUUAUGGGAAAUUUAAAUUUCUUAUAGUUGAUGAUAAUUUAAUUAAUUUAAAGAUAUUGUAUAAGAUAUUGUCAAAGAUAUUUCCAAAUGCUAAGAUUGUCAAGUUAUCUAAUAGUUCAACUAUCUUAAAGUUGAUUCACCAAGAGAGAUUUGACCUUAUAUUUUUAGAUAUUGAAAUGCCUCCUAUUAAUGGUAUUGAUAUUUCCAAAAAGAUUAGAUCAAUGAAACAUUUCAAUAAAUUAGGUUUAAUAGCUGUUACUACCCGUUCUAAUGAAAAAGACUUAAAAAUUUACAAAAAGAUUGGGAUUGAUUAUACUUUUAAGAAACCUUUGAAUUAUGGAUUGAAUAUCAUUUUAAACCAUGUAGAACUAGUUUUGAAUUACAGAAAAAACAAAUAA
This is a messenger RNA of Yamadazyma jaroonii, 621 nucleotides long. NCBI's taxonomy places the organism in Eukaryota, Fungi, Ascomycota, Pichiomycetes, Serinales, Debaryomycetaceae. The record is from the annotation of a GenBank genome assembly.